CCGCAUCAAGCCCUCCCCCCGCCUCUUUUCCCCUGCCUCUUUCCCUCCGCCUCUUUCUCUCGCACACACACACACAUUAGCACGCGCGCACUUGCCUGCCACCCUCCUUGUCUGCUCGGCAUGCGUGAGGUUAUUACUUUGCAAUUUGGCGGCUUCGCCAACCACGUUUCUGCGCACUAUUGGAAUGGCGUCCUUGCGGACGCGGCCACGCAUAAGACCCCGGGAUCGCUGCUCCGCCAGCUGGCCAAUGGAUCUUAUGUCCCUCGUUCGAUUGUCGUUGAUCGCCGACAGAACUGCCACUUCCUGGCCUCGGCCUCCGAGGGCCUUACCUCGGCAGUGAGCGAGCUGAAUGAGCGCGGUCAGCGCGCGGCGAAAUUGGCCUCGGCUCCGGCUCCGUCUUUCGCGGACUUUGGCUCGGCUGCCUCCCUCUUCUCCGGCCUUGACCUGGGCUUUUUGACCGGCGGCGCUGGGCUCGUGUCUGCCGCGCCCGAGCGAACCUAUCCCGCCUGGGACCAUGGUCUGGAAGUGUGUGCCACCGAUACCGAUGCCGACAUCGGCGGCGAGGAGCCCCUGACACACGAGACGGUGGCUGCCGCGCGGAAAGACCCCACGUCCACGCCUGCCUCAAUUGCCGACGUCGAGUCCGCUGCCUACGGCUUCUGGCCUCAGUACCUGUCGCAGCCCCUGCAUGAUAGUACUGCCCGUUUCCUGCUUGGGUCGGCAAAUGAUGGACUGGUUGAUGCCGGCUUCUCCGGUGCACAUGCCUGGGAUCUGGGCCAGGACGUCUUCCGCGAAUUUCUCCAUGAGUCCUUUACGGACGCCCUCCGGCGCGAGGCGGAACUCUGCGACUCGCCGGCCGGCGUUCAGCUUAUCUUUGAUGUCAACGAUGAGGCCCUGAGCUCGGCGGCCUGUGCGGCCAUGGAGCAGUCUGUGGCCGAUGAACUUGGCCUGCGCGGAAUCUUCUCCCUGCCAGUCUGGCAGCAGACCGAUGUACUGAGCGACGACGCGAUUCGGUCUUUCGCCCGCGGGAUUUGUGCCAGUGCCGCCUUUGGCGAUGGGUACACGAUCCCCUUGUGCAGCGGGCCGGCGGCCUCCACGGCCCUCCACUUCCCGGCGAAGAGCCCCUACCAUGCGGCCUAUCCCUUGGCCUUGGCCCUUGAGCUGCUCAACUCCGUGCACCAUCUGGCCGAGGGGGCCAGCCACCGCCCUCCCCUGCCGCCGGUGGAUUUGUCCCAGUUUUCCGAUGGGCCCGUGCUGGCGGCGCUGCUGGCGCCGGCUGUUCAGCCGGCCACCUGGGCCGACCUCCAGCCGAAGGUGGCGCGAAUGGAUGCGGCCUCCCGUCGGGGCCGGCGCUUUGUCGUCCAUGGCGGCUUCGAGGAAUUCCGCGAUGAUGGGACAGCAACCCCGACGCCGGCCGAGGCGGCCGAGGUGCGGGCCGCCCUGCCUCCGGGGCUGGAGAUGAUGCUUGCCCGCGGGACGGAUGCCCGAUUCGAGCGUAUCUUCGAUGUCCGGGCCCCUGAGCAUUCGCCCGGCGGAGCGACCUCGGGCCCGGUCCUUCCGCCAUACCGGCCGGCCGAUCGGCCGCGCGCGCGGCUCCCCAUGUUGACCGCCUUCGCCGGGGCGCCGAUCCCUGUGACGGCGCGCGCGCCGCAUUGCUUUGCCCCGGGCCCGGCGACCGGGACAGCAGCCCGGUCGCAAGCGGCUCUCCUGCAUCUGGUCCAGGAUCAACGCUUUGAUGGGCGCGAUCUGCUUUUGGCCCUGGCCGACCGGGGGCUGGCUCGACGGGCCGGCUUUGCCGGUGAGCGUUCUGAUGCUGAUGACUGGUGGCUGGAGCAGCUCCAUUCGUGGGCAUCUCGGUGAAUAUGUACCAGAAUACCAUUCCCUGGAUCUGUCACUUUUGGCAGCUGCCUGCAUACACACCCCUCAAUCA
Fonticula alba is the source of this 1930-nucleotide messenger RNA. RefSeq lists its product as hypothetical. The transcript has 6 exons. Gene Ontology annotation, cellular component: cytoplasm. The record is from RefSeq and is a predicted model, not a curated record. Lineage: Eukaryota; Rotosphaerida; Fonticulaceae. Bases 121 to 1860 code for a protein of 579 amino acids.